UCUCUCUCUAAGAAAGAGAGCCAGAGAGCGGAGAGGUAAAGAGAGACAGAUAGACCACGAAUUCCUCCAUUUCUUGUAUUUUCUUAAUUUCCAAUUAAAAUCGAAGAAAGAAAGAGAAAUUCAAAAAAGUGACAGAACCCAGUUCUCUUUGCUCUUUGCUCUUUGCUCGCUUUCUCUGGUUGUCUCUUCUCUCAGGCUCAGAUCAACUUCUGAUUUCUCAUUUCAACCCCAGAAAAGCUAGCUAAAUACCAACUUAAAAGGAGAUCAGAGGGAUACCCAAAACCAUUUCAACAAGCACUAUUUCUCUCUCAGUUCGUCUUCUCUCCCUAACACAACAGGAAAAGGAACGAGAAGAAUGAAAUGAAGAGAUUGAAGAAUUAUCUGCACAUGAGGCAAUCACCAAACAUGGAGAGAAAAUGGAUCUUCCCCUUGGCCAUUGGCUCUUUAGUCUCGCUCUUCCUUCUAUUCCUUACCACCUUAACAUCUUCAGAUGGACUUCUGUUCUUACCACUUUACCACUCAUCCACUGUCUCCGACUCUAUCUUCAUCGAGUCCAAGCUCCAUCCUUUGCCAGUCUCCUCCCUCCCUCCCCCACCUCGCCUCGCCUACCUCAUCUCUGGCUCAGUCGGCGACGGUGAAAUGCUCAAGCGUACCCUCCAAGCUCUCUACCAUCCUUUCAACCGCUACGUCGUUCAUCUAGACCUCGAAUCCUCUCCCCAGGAACGUCUCGAUCUCCACGACUACAUUAAGAAUCAUCCCGUCUUCUCCUCUGUCGGCAAUGUGUGGAUGAUUACCAAAGCUAAUCUCGUCACUUACAGGGGCCCUACCAUGGUGGCCAACACUCUACACGCCGCAGCCAUCUUGUUGAAGAAGGGAGGCGACUGGGAUUGGUUCAUCAAUCUCAGUGCCUCUGAUUACCCCCUCGUUACUCAGGAUGAUCUGUUGCACACAUUUUCUCAUUUGCCACGGGAUCUCAAUUUCAUCGACCAUACGAGUGAUAUUGGGUGGAAAGAGUUUCAACGAGCAAAGCCAAUUAUCAUAGAUCCUGGGCUUUAUAUGACGAAGAAAGCUGAUGUUUUCUGGGUUACCCAGAGACGAAGCGUUCCAACUGCCUUCAAACUCUUUACAGGCUCUGCCUGGAUGGCACUUUCUCGGCCCUUUAUUGAUUUCUGCAUAUGGGGAUGGGAUAACCUACCACGGACUGUCCUCAUGUACUAUGCAAACUUCAUAUCCUCCCCAGAAGGCUACUUUCAUACUGUCAUCUGUAAUGCUCCGGAGUUCCGUAAUACCACUGUUAACAGUGACCUGCAUUUCAUAUCAUGGGACAAUCCCCCCAAGCAGCAUCCCCAUCACCUUACCCUCAAUGACAUGUCAAGGAUGAUAGAAAGCAAUGCCCCAUUUGCUAGAAAGUUCCAUAGAGAUGACCCAGUCCUCGACAAGAUAGAUGCUGAGCUUUUGUCCCGAGGCCCGGGCAUGCUUGUUCCAGGUGGAUGGUGCAUGGGGAGCAGGAAAAAUGGGAGUGACCCAUGCUUGGUUGCGGGGAAUUCCACAGUCCUCAGACCCGGUUCCGGUGCAAAAAGGCUGGAAACUCUAGUCGUCUCUCUGUUAUCAGAUGAUAAUUUCCGGCCAAGGCAGUGCAAGUAAUAUGAGCUCAGUUGAGGAAAUACAUCUGGUGCCAGCCUAUUAGUUCACAUCACAUUGGAUGCAUGGCAUUGCCAUCGUGAUCAGGUAAAGGUUAUGAGGGGCUCUCAAGUUGAUUGGCAGCAACAAGGCAGAGUAAGGGAACUGCUACUCUUCUGCUAGAAUAAUGUGAGAUAUGGUACUGAAAGCAUUCACCUGGUGCUGCCGAUCUGCUGAGUCCUUGUUUCUUAUACUCUCCCACGAAUAUAUAUAAAAGAACCAAAACCAAAAAGAUUUUUGUUUGUAAUCGUUGAUCUUCAGGCAUUGAUUAAUGUUAUGAAAUGCUGCUGCCGUGCUGAUGGGAAGGGAGAAUGUGCAGUUUUUACUGCCAAACAUGAAGAGAAAAAGAUGGUGGAUGAAUACAAAUUUUAAGUAACGGUACUAUUUGGCCUAGUGGAGAAUUGCAUUCACACUUUUGCA
Molecule: messenger RNA, 2100 nt
Organism: Nelumbo nucifera (sacred lotus)
Lineage: Eukaryota; Viridiplantae; Streptophyta; Magnoliopsida; Proteales; Nelumbonaceae
Product: beta-glucuronosyltransferase GlcAT14B-like
Cellular component (GO): membrane
Molecular function (GO): glucuronosyltransferase activity
Source: RefSeq, a predicted model, not a curated record